AUGGCCACCCCUGACGUCGCUAGUCUGGUGGCCUUAGGAUGGAAAUCGGCGGCGCGAGGCAAGCUCCGCCCAAUUCACGGUCCCCGAAGCCGUAACUUGACUGCCGACCUCUUGUCAAUCGCAACCUCACCACGCCACAUCAAUCCGCUAGCCUCUCCCAAUCGCUGCAGGGAGCUUCACAACACUUGUCCCUCCCGCUGCUUCCCCUUCUGGCAGGAAUUGCUCGCCUGCUACGUCGUCAACACUUCCGGCGAGGAUGACUCGGGCAAGAAGAAGUGUGCCCCGGCCCUUGAGGACUACUACGAGUGCCUUCACCACAAGAAAGAGCGUGCGCGCGUCGAGGCCCUCCAGCUGGCAUACCGCAGGGCGGAGCAUGCCAACCCGAGGGAAGAUCCGCCAACGGCAGGGCAGAUACGGAAUCUCGGUUUAAUAGGAAAGGAGGAAGACACGAAGAAGGUGCUCGACAUGUUUUGGGCUGUUCUCGUUCGCUGUAGUUCGGCAUGCCUGCCGGAGUUCCCGCACCCUGAUGGAUCUUCGUUCAGGCUAGAUCGACUUGCUGAGCCCGAUGACAAGAAACUUGCAAGGUCCGCUAGCCGGUCUUGUGCCCCCAAAUCUAACCCUCGAAUUUCGGUCUAUGUACCAUCCCAACCAAACACCAAGUUCUUCUUUGACUACCGAGUCACCAAAAUACCCCCACCUACACCCGAAGCCGCAGAAACAAAAUACCUUUUCUUCAAGGUCUUCAUCAACGGUCGUCAUAUCGUCGCCUGGGGCAUUGAUCUCCGUAAAGUCACCAGCGGCUCAGCCUACCGAGCUCUGUACGGACCUGGCAGGUAUUACCAAAAUUUCUCUGAAGACGGCAAGACUGUCAUGACGCAGCCCGGCAUCGAGGCGAGGUACUUCUGGUUCCUGUCUGAUGUUGGAUCUUUGAGCCACAAUGGCAGUAUCAAAUCUGUUGCCAAUGAUGGCGGACUCAUUGAGGUCCAGGUCUUUAGGGCCAAGGGAAGAACAGGCCGUACACCCAUUCUGGAUCCGUAUCGCAGUCAGGACAGGUACGGUGUUGGCGUCUUGAGUGACGGCCUGGUGGACAGACCAGAGGAGGCAGCUUAUUACGACUACCAUCUCUAUGACCCUAAAGAAGCCCCAUUUGCAACCUUUGACUUCCAUUACCGUUCGUGGCACAACUUGAAACAAUUACACAUCAUCCCACAUGAUGAGCUCAAAGCUUUUACAUCAAAUUCCGAGGAUACAUUCGGCUCCGCUGAUCUUGAAUCUGCAAAGUUUGUUUGGGAAGAGUUAGAGGAGUUUGGGGGCGGCAUCCACAAGGAGCGCCAACAAACACACAAUCAGCAUUCCCGAAGCAGCUCCGCCCCUAGAGCAUCAACCUAUAUGCUUAUCGAAGAGGACAGCGGUUUGUUUGAUUAUACUCAAGCUCAUGGUCCCGCUACCUCGACAGUGAGAAGAAGGAAUAGUUUUGGUGCCAGAAACUAUCAACUAAACAGCCCGCCGCAGCUGGAGCCGCCCACCGCAGGAUCUUUUAGUGACCGAAUUCCUCAACCUAGCAAGAGACUACGUGAUAGUGCAGCUUGCGACUUUCUCCUGCGCCGUCCGUUACCGGAGCUUCCUCCGCCCGACCUAACGGGCGACCUCGAUCCCCGAACAUCCCGUGGUUCGAUAGUGACAUCGAGAAGAUCAUCUGUCUCUUCUCGAGCACCCUCUAUCACUCCAUCACUGCUCCCCUAUAUUGAUGGGGAAUCUUUUGUUUCCGAGAGCUUCGAAAUUGGUGUAGCAAAAGGAGUGGAGCUUUCGCAGAUGAAGGAGAAGGAAGACAAGCUCUGGCGCCGAUGGUCGCGCAAGACGACAGCUAUAGCAUUGCCUGCAGAAUGGUUGUCUUCCAGGUCCAAAACGUCAACGUCAACAGGCCAGAGGGCGUUUAAUGACUUCAAAACCCAAGAGACGGGAAAACUGGCCAAAAACCCCGAUGUUUCUGGGUCUGAUUAUGACACCAUUUCUAUCGCAUCAUCUACCGAUUUCUACCAACCCGACUGCCAAGGAUAUCUUGGUUCGAGCGUAGUACCGCGAGACCCCAAAGGUGGUAUGCUCGGUGAAGAGGAACAAUUUCAAAUGGCACUGACACCAGUGCAGGAGGAACGUCGACGCCGGGAUAUAGACACCGCUGGUGCAGGCAAAGUCAGUCCCAAAGCGAAGCAACUGCUCGGAGAUGAGCUGGAUUUCUCCUCAAAUUUUGCGCUAUCUUCCAAGAAUCGAAGAGCCAAUCCUUCCAUUCACUCCUUCGGUACCUUGAGCGUAUCGGAGUCAGAGUGGGCUGCUAGCUCACUGUCGGCCUCUGAGAGUAUGAUACGUCAGCGUCAGCCUAGUACAAGCUUCCUCACCAAGAUUUGGAGCCCGCGCUCUAAGAAUCGCACCACAAGCAGCAAGUCAUCACCUGUCGAAAGACCGAGUGGAGGUGCAGACGGGUCGCUCAAGGAACUAAAAAGGAGCGGUUUCGGGGCAAGCGGCUCUAGUCUUGUAGUUGGGCUUGGGGGACAUGUGGAGCCUGGUAAUACUUGGAUUUGA
Molecule: messenger RNA, 2577 nt
Organism: Pyricularia pennisetigena
Lineage: Eukaryota; Fungi; Ascomycota; Sordariomycetes; Magnaporthales; Pyriculariaceae
Exons: 7
Coding region: 1-2577 (858 amino acids)
Biological process (GO): mitochondrial respiratory chain complex I assembly
Source: RefSeq, a predicted model, not a curated record